AUGUUCCUCUUGCGAAUGAUUCUGUUUGCCAUUUUUUUGGGAAUUUGUGCUGGACAUCCAGCAAAUCGUGGAAAACCGAUACCACCUGUUCUAAAAUCUGAAGUCCUUCUUCAGAAAGGCUACGAUAGAGAAACAAUUGCAAAGCGAUUAAAAGCCUGGAAGCCUGAAGACAAACAGAACAUUUGGGAAUUGAGUGGACUUCACGAGGGAGAUAUAAUAUUACCUGCUCCUGGACUUGCAAAUAAAAAUGGACUUCUAAACGAUAAUUUAAGAUGGACCGAUGGAGUCGUACCUUAUUUUCUCAAAGAAGAAGAUUUUGAAAAAGAAGAAAUUGCUGUGAUAAUGGGAGCCAUUAAAGAAUAUCACAAUAAGACGUGUCUCCGUUUCCGGCCGUACAAGGAGAGCGACCAGGAUUACGUUACGGUGCAAGGCUCAGAUUCGGGCUGUUGGUCCUCGGUAGGGCGUCAACGGAAAGGACAAAUUCUCAAUUUGCAGACACCAAAUUGCGUUCGGCACGGAGUCGCUGUUCACGAAUUUAUGCACGCUAUAGGAUUUUUUCAUCAACACAGUGCUGCUAAUCGUGACAAUUAUGUCACCAUUCAUUGGGAAAAUAUUGAACCUGGUAGAGCACACAAUUUCAAAAAAUUCGAUAAUGAUACUGUUACUGAAUUUGGAGUCGAAUACGAUUAUGGAAGUGUGAUGCAUUACAGCGCCUUUGCAUUUUCAAAGAACGACGAACCCACAAUCGAACCAAAGAUGAAGCACAUAACUAUAGGUCAGCGACGUGGCCUUAGUGAUAAAGACAUCGCCAAAGUUGAGAACAUGUAUAAACCACACUGUGAAAAACGUCAGGCGAAAGAAGAUGAAUCAGACUAUGAUUUAGAUUUGUGGUUUCUUGACUGA
This is a messenger RNA of Belonocnema kinseyi, 903 nucleotides long. RefSeq names its product astacin-like. The record is from RefSeq and is a predicted model, not a curated record. Gene Ontology annotation, biological process: proteolysis. Gene Ontology annotation, molecular function: metalloendopeptidase activity; zinc ion binding. Bases 1 to 903 code for a protein of 300 amino acids. NCBI's taxonomy places the organism in Eukaryota, Metazoa, Arthropoda, Insecta, Hymenoptera, Cynipidae. The transcript has 5 exons.